AUGACAAAUCAGCAGCAGCAACAGCAACGUCAAUCAACGUCAUCUUCCUCGCUAACAUUCGACAGGGACCGCCACGUGGCCUUCUUAGAGAUGAUUUUCCACAUGCUAUCUUACCAUUACCAAACAUAGGACACCAACCAUCUCUCUCUUGCCUACUUCGUUAUAUCCGGCCUCGACAUCCUCGGUUCCCUUGAUCGCGUUGACAAGGAUGCGGUUGCUGCUUGGGUUUUAUCUUUGCAAGCUAAUUCUGGAGAUAAAGCUGAAUUGAAAAAUGGACAGUUUUACGGGUUCCAUGGUUCCCAUUCUUCUCAAUUCCGUUCUGACAAUAACGGGAUUUUAAUUCUCAAUCACAGCCAUUUGGCAAGCACUUAUUGCGCACUAUCCAUAUUGAAGACUGUUGGCUCUAAUUUGUUAAAUAUCGACUCCAAAUUGAUAUCCAUGUCAAUAAGGAACCUUCAGCAACCUGAUGGGAGUUUUCUGCCUAUCCAUAUCGGUGCAGAGACAGAUCUUCGAUUCAUAUACUGUGCAUCGCCCAUCUGUUAUAUGUUGGAGGACUGGAGUAGCAUGGAUAGGGUGAAAACCAAGGAGUGCAUCUUAAAAUGCCAGUCAUAUGGUGGGGGCUUUGGGAUGAUUCCUGGUUCAGAAUCUCAUGGUGGUGGAACUUACUGUGCAGUUGCUUCUCUUCAUCUGAUGGGAUUUAUUGAACAUGAUGUCCAGUCAAAAAGUGCAGCAUCGUCUAUCAUUGACAUUCCUUUGUAUGGUGCUGACAGAGGCAAGCAGCUGAGGGUGGAUUCCAAGGGAGAGCUAACAAGCCUAGUGACACAUGCUAUGCAUUUUGGUAUGUGUAAGAACACCUUCCAGAAGUUUGCGUCGCAAGAGGCUUUUUAUCUGUGCUUUGACAAGGGCAGCCUGCUUGUGCAGGGUUGGGGCAGUUUUGAGGUUCUCAGGAGGAUCCAAGUUGAUUGUUUGUUGGGAAAGCUUUGUGCAGAUUUUUGCUCACCUGUCAAUCUGACGUACUGAUGCUUGUCAUUCCACUUGGUCACCUUGCCUGUGGUCGAUAUAUGAUACAGUUGAUAUAAAGUUCUCUCCCAAGGACUGUUAUUCACAUGUCCUCCGCAUAUGUUUGAUUGUGGGUCUUCCCCUAAUACACCAAAAAAUGGAAACUGCAUGACUGGUGUUGAAACAGAAUGGAGAAUAUAUCUGUUAAUCCCUGAAAACUCCCAGGGGAAACGAAUGUAAUUCUGACAAAAAAAAAAUCAAAGACAAAAUAGAGGUAAAAAGUAUGGUGCCGCCCAUAAGAUGUCAACAGUAGCUAUCACUCGUGUUCAUAUAUGUGAAUUGUCAUGUGCCAUGUGAAUGACAUCUCAGUGCUCCCUUGAUAGAUAUUGUAUAUUUUCCUUUAGGCGAUGUAUUAUUUUUGGUUUCUAAUGUUCUCUGGCUUAAAUUGUUCCUGGACAAUUAUGGUGAUUUCAGUAAAUUCCAUGAUGAGCUACCGGAUCUAUAUCAUGAUACACUGCAUUCAGCCUUUUGGAAGAACCUGGGCACAAUGCACUGUCCGUUGAGCUGGAAUUACAGGUUUUGCUGCCUUAAGGAAUUUGACACCGUCUUUUUCUCAUGUGUUUGCAACGUCAUCUGAAUUUGUUCGCCCAUAUCAGAUUGGAGAUAGGUGGCAAUAAAUAGUUAUUUAUUCAAGUAAAA
Messenger RNA from Populus trichocarpa (black cottonwood), 1698 nucleotides. Its product is annotated as geranylgeranyl transferase type-1 subunit beta. The transcript has 10 exons. NCBI's taxonomy places the organism in Eukaryota, Viridiplantae, Streptophyta, Magnoliopsida, Malpighiales, Salicaceae. Gene Ontology annotation, biological process: protein geranylgeranylation. The record is from RefSeq and is a predicted model, not a curated record. Gene Ontology annotation, molecular function: CAAX-protein geranylgeranyltransferase activity. Gene Ontology annotation, cellular component: CAAX-protein geranylgeranyltransferase complex.